CACCCAAAUCACCCUCUUCAAAAAAAAAAAAAUUCACCCAAAUCACCAAAUCAUCUUCUUCCUUAGAAUUAAUCCCUCCGCCUUCGCCCGCUCCGUCCCUUCUACCUGCCACCGCGCGCCGCUCUCGCUUCAGCCGUGCGCCCCCUGCCACCCCUCCUUGCAGAGACUGCACCGCACAGUCGCGCAUAGGGCUGAGCCCCUGCAUGGCCUUUCCAGUCGCCCCAAGGUCCAGCCGCGCCCCCAGACUCCCCCAGAGUUCAGACGGCCACCGCGAGCUGGCCUCGCCAGCCGGAGUCCGAUUUCUCCGAUUCUCUCUGACAAGGAAGCCUUACACGAUUACUAAGCAGCGGGAGCGAUGGACUGAAGAGGAGCACAAUAGGUUUCUAGAAGCUCUCAAGCUCUAUGGCCAUGCUUGGCAGCGAAUAGAAGAACAUAUAGGAACCAAGACUACUGUGCAGAUAAGAAGUCAUGCACAUAAGUUUAUCACAAAGGUGAGUGGACGGCCACCGGGAGUCGGCCUCGUCCAGCUGGAGCUAAAUUAGUGUCCAAGUUCUCCGAUUCACUCUGCUACCUACCGCGAUGAGUUAAAGGAAAUUGCUCCCUAUACUCUUUUGAAGUGCUCGAGUGACGCUACAACCUUGGUAUGACAAGCACAUUAUUUCAUUAUCAAGUUUCAAGAAUUGAUCAGUUUGAUAUGAUUCUGUGCAACUGAAAUGCUUUGAUUCUUGAAUAUGAUGAUGUGCACAACCCUACACUAGUCUAAUGAUAAAUACAAUGUCUCCUCUUUUUCUGUCUUGUGCUAAUUGCUGCAUAAUCUGCAGAGAAUUAGAGUCCAAGUAAGGAGUGUGUACAUUGCAGGUAGAAGCCAUCAAAAGGCCUUUACUUUUAUGCAUAUAGGAUCAGAAUCACCAACCUAUCCGAUCGCCCGGUGCAACUUCUUAGACGUCAUUGGAUCAUAACUGAUGCCAAUGGAAGAACUGAGACAGUCCAGUUAAGCUUCCAGUUUCCCACCUUCUACCCCUCAGUACUUCAAUAGACUCGAUUCUGUAUCUGUUUUAAUUUGAGGUAUUAUGCUUCACUUUCUCUAUUGAGCACGUCGACUGGCAAAAUGGUGAGACGCGUCUAUCAGAAAUGUGUUAUGGUCCAAAAAUAUGGGAAUAUGAAGAUAGAAUGUCUUAUUUUCCCAUUGUAUAUUGUGAUGUUUAGAUAUAUAUUUGCUUCAUUAUUUGCAGGAAGGUGACUAUGAGAUGAAGCACAUAGAUAAAGUUGGAACUCAGACGUAGAAUGUAGCUAUUGCCCCCUUUGCUCUGUCCACAUUUGGAGAUGAUAUUAGUGUAGAGAUUAUCCAACUCAUAUGCAGCUUCUAGUUGUAGAGAUUAUGAUGUUAUUUAGAUAUAUUUGACACUUUGAUUAUGGAUGGAUAAAGUUAUUUGGAUGAUUAAAUAUUUAUAUAUGUUUUGGCUGUGGAAUA
Salvia miltiorrhiza (redroot sage) is the source of this 1471-nucleotide messenger RNA. Its product is annotated as protein REVEILLE 2-like. The transcript has 5 exons. NCBI's taxonomy places the organism in Eukaryota, Viridiplantae, Streptophyta, Magnoliopsida, Lamiales, Lamiaceae. Gene Ontology annotation, molecular function: DNA binding. The record is from RefSeq and is a predicted model, not a curated record. The coding region runs from base 204 to 542 and encodes 112 amino acids.